AUGGUUAAAUUUUCACUCAAAAUACAAGGAGAAUUAUCAAACGUAACAGACCUACAGCCACUAGACACAGCGGAGUCCCCUUAUGAAUAUACAUUUCAAAUAGAAUGUACAAAGUGUAGAACAAUACAUGAUAAAGAUAUACAAAUAAAUAGAUUUGAAAAACAUGAAAUAUCAGGAUCAAGAGGUGAAGCAUCAUUUGUAUUUAGGUGUAAAGAAUGUAAAAAUGAACAUUCAGCUUCAAUUGCAAGAACUAAUGAUUCAUUAACUAUAGGUAAUACAAAACCUGUUAGUAUAUUAGAAAUUGAUGCAAGAGGUAUUGAUUUUAUUAAAUUCAUACCUGAUGGGAAAUUUCAAUGUGUUGGAGAAGAAACCGGAACCAAAUUUGAUGAAGUUGAUUUGGAAGAUGAUGAGUGGUAUGAUGUAGAUGAAAAAACUAAUGAUGAAGUAUCAAUUGUUGAUGUCAAAUGGAGUAUAACGAGGUCUUGA
Molecule: messenger RNA, 486 nt
Organism: Lodderomyces pseudojiufengensis
Lineage: Eukaryota; Fungi; Ascomycota; Pichiomycetes; Serinales; Debaryomycetaceae
Product: CXXC motif containing zinc binding protein
Exons: 1
Coding region: 1-486 (161 amino acids)
Molecular function (GO): zinc ion binding
Source: RefSeq, a predicted model, not a curated record